Erpetoichthys calabaricus (reedfish) is the source of this 354-nucleotide messenger RNA. RefSeq names its product histone H4. The transcript has a single exon. Gene Ontology annotation, cellular component: nucleosome. The record is from RefSeq and is a predicted model, not a curated record. Gene Ontology annotation, biological process: nucleosome assembly. Gene Ontology annotation, molecular function: protein heterodimerization activity; structural constituent of chromatin; DNA binding. NCBI's taxonomy places the organism in Eukaryota, Metazoa, Chordata, Cladistia, Polypteriformes, Polypteridae. Bases 10 to 321 code for a protein of 103 amino acids.
GCUAGAAACAUGUCUGGCCGUGGUAAAGGUGGAAAGGGUCUUGGUAAGGGUGGCGCAAAGCGUCAUCGUAAAGUUUUGCGAGAUAACAUCCAAGGUAUAACAAAGCCAGCUAUUCGUCGCCUGGCUCGUCGAGGUGGCGUGAAACGAAUUUCUGGUUUGAUUUAUGAAGAAACUCGUGGAGUGCUGAAAGUGUUCUUGGAAAAUGUCAUCCGAGACGCAGUUACUUAUACUGAGCACGCCAAAAGGAAGACUGUAACCGCUAUGGAUGUAGUGUAUGCUUUGAAGAGACAAGGUCGUACUCUGUAUGGCUUUGGAGGUUAAGAAUUAACUCGGACGUUACUAGAAAAAUCAAAG